AUGCACCCGCCCACGUGCGCGCCUCCUCAGGGCACGUUCCUGCUGCUGUUGAUGGGCAAGGGGACUCCGACGCAAAGCACCUCGCGCGCGCAGGCGAUACAUCGUUUCCUGAAGGCGCUUCUUUGCAGGUACGGAGUAAUUAUAUUUUUGUUUGAACAGUUGGUGUUCGAAAUGGCGGUGCCCACAGUCAACCUACGACCUCGCCCUUUCAUCAUGUCGUGGACGAUCGGCACGGCGUGGGAGCUACCCGGGGACGCCAGCCAAAUCGUGGAAAAGUUCAAGCUCCCGAAAAUGAAGGAACCUCCCCCGCCUCCGCCAACCACCAUGCCACCAGACUACCACUUCCACCACCACGACUGGGACUACCACGACAAUCUGGCGAUGGGCCCACCUACUCAAAUGGAGUACACGAAAAAGCAGAAAGGAGCGGACAGCAAAGUGUACUACGAGACGUACACAAAGAAAAAACCCUAUUCGUACAAAGGAUAUUACUACAAGGGCUACCCAGGCUACUCGUCGCCACAUGAAGUGCGACUACACCGUCGUCACCGAAGAGAUGCUUUUCUGACCAUGGAGUCAGUACUGCUCUCGACGGGUCUGGGCGGGCGCGCGUGCGUGCUGCGGGCGCUGUGCGAGGCCGGGCAGCGGCGCGACGGCAGCGCCAAGAGCAGCUUCCUCACGGAGCUCCUGCACGUCCUCUUCACAUUGCCACCAGAUUUGGAGAACGGAAAGGAUGUAAGUGAAGAACACAGCGACGUUUUACAACAUUACGACGCUGCCCACGCGGCUUCCGGCGACUGCGGUUCGCUCUAUUCUGAUUGCUCCACGUCACUCUUCGCCCUCUGGGCGCCUGACGGCAGCCUGUAAAGCCACUCUGUCGGAGAGUAUUUAUCUCAUCAACUCAAUAUUACGGUCAAGUGAAUAUCAAAGUUAUGUUCCUGGAAGUGUAAAGGCUGAUGUGCUGUGAAAUGUAAAGUAAUGUUGGAAGAAAUAUAAAUGCUUGUGAUAGAAAAUACCAACAGUUGGUCCAUUACAUUGCGAUUAAAAUAACAAACAAAUUAAAAGGAUUGGUGUAUCAGAUACCGUAAUGAACUGUCUCAGAGAAAUGUAUUCCAGUGUGCCGAUUAUAAAUAAUAAAAAAAUUGAUA
Molecule: messenger RNA, 1148 nt
Organism: Gryllus bimaculatus (two-spotted cricket)
Lineage: Eukaryota; Metazoa; Arthropoda; Insecta; Orthoptera; Gryllidae
Source: the annotation of a GenBank genome assembly